AUCAUCGUUUGUCAGUUUGGGAUAGAUAAGCUCCGCAUCUUAACAUCUAUGGUGGAUAAUCUUUGUUUGGACACGUGUAGAUACCGUCGGGUGCGCGUCAAUGCAAGAGGCGUAUAAAAAUCCAGAGUAGAACGCUGCAAUCAAUUGUGAUAAAGGCUUCAAAUAGUGCAUGUCACGUGGAAUGAUAAGAGAUUGAGUGUAUUCGUGAACUGUGUAGAAAUUAUGUAAUGUUCUUGUAUCAAGUUUGAAUAUCUUCUCGAUAACGAAAAAAGAACUGCGGCAGUAGUGGGGACCAAAAUAAACCAAUCAUAGAAGAAGCUCAAUACACGCUUAUCAACAGCAUUAUUGAAUUGCAGGGCUGGUGGCAAUCGAUGCGAUAGCGAUAGUAGUGGAAGGCAGAGUCGCCGUCGCCGCCGAUGAGAUGGUGCCAUCUUUCGUGAUUCAGUGCCGUGUCUUGGAUGGUAAAAGUGCAGUCCCAAGGCCAGGAAGCGGCCAUUGGUGGUGAUGGUGCGGUGCUGAAGAAUGCUUUAAAAAUAGCGAAUCGAGAUUUCUCAAGUGGUUCGAUUGGAUUACACAUAUCGCCCCGUGUGCACUAGUGCCAGAAGAGAUUAUCUGUGGGUGAAGUAUCCUGAGCUCAUCGUUCAUAGAGGACGAGUUAUGGUGCUAAGUAAAUGGUGCUUGGGGCUUCCACUGCUGGCAGUGGCCGCCCUGCUACUAUCCAUUACUGCCGUGGGGGGCUUCAACUUUGAAACGCGUCUUCCCAUCGUCAAGUAUGGGGCAACCAGCACCUACUUCGGAUAUUCGGUAGCUUCCCAUAUCGAAAAGUUGCGGAACGGAGAUAAAAAGAAUUGGAUUCUAGUCGGUGCACCUCUGGGUCAGAAUCUGCAACCGGGAACCAACCGGUCAGGCGCCCUGUUCAAAUGUCCAAUCACCCAGCUGAGCAAUGAUUGCGAACAGAUCAAGACAGAUGGUCGAAGAAAACCUUCGGGUAUAUACGAAAGUGACGAUGAGGACGAUGAUAGCCUCGCACUUCCGGGUAAUGAUGAACUCAAGACCAACCAAUGGCUGGGCGUGACAGUCAAGUCCGGUGGAAAGGAAAAUAAGGUUUUUGUCUGCGCCCAUCGCUACAUGAAGGUCCAUGACCGAGGAAAGGCCAGAGAGAAUGGACUGCACCUGGGUCAAGGUCUGUGCUACGUACUGAAUAACGAUUUCUCGUUUGGGUUCGAGGUGGAAGUAUGCCUGGGUCGGUCCAUCGAACGGGAGCACGAGCAGUACGCUUUCUGCCAGGCGGGUACUUCGGGCAUGAUCCUGGAUGAUGGCACCGCCGUGAUAGGCACUCCCGGUGUCAUGAUCUGGAAGGGAACGGUGUUUGCCGUUGAGGUUGAUGGAGAAUUUUUGUCACGAGACAAAACGCAGUAUUACGGUGCGCACGAUAAUGCGGAUUCGCCGGUCCCUAAUUAUAGCUAUUUAGGAAUGUCGGUAACCGGAGGGAAGUACUUUGGAGAUUACAUGUCCUAUGCAGGUGGUGCCCCACGAUCACGGGGAAAUGGUCAGGUCAUUAUAUUUUCGAAUCGAAAUAAACAAAACCCAAUUGUCAAGGAGAAAGAGCUGAGAGGGGAGCAAUUUGGUUCCAGCUUCGGAUACGAAAUGGCUACAGCGGAUGUAAAUGGGGAUCAUGCACCGGAUCUUCUAGUCGCGGCACCAUUUUAUUUUUCGAAGUCGGAGGGUGGAGCUGUCUACGUGUUUCAAAACAUGAAUAACAAUUUUUCGGAUGAAUACACCACCAAACUGACUGGGAAAGUUGAAUCCCAAUUUGGCAUGGCAAUAGCCAAUUUGGGCGAUAUCAAUAAAGAUGGGUGCGAAGAUAUUGCAAUCGGAGCGCCCUAUGAGGGCAAUGGCGUCGUAUACAUCUACUUGGGAAGUCCAAAAGGGUUAUCUACGAAACCAUCUCAAGUGAUAACAUCCAGCUCCUUAGGUCUCAAUGUUCCGGCGUUGAAAACAUUUGGAAGCUCACUUUCUGGAGGAAUUGAUCUGGAUAAUAAUACGUAUCCCGAUUUGGUCAUCGGUGCUUACGAUUCAGCGGCAGUCACUACUCUGCUGGCGCGACCCAUUACGAACAUCAAGACAUCAGUUAUGAUUGAAGAGCUGCAGAACAUCGAUCCGAUGAAGCAUGGAUGUCGAGCGGAUCCAAUGGCAAAUUCCACGUGUUUCUCCUUCAAGGCCUGCUGUUCGAUAGAACCGUACGAAGAAUCCGGACACUCCGGCAGCCAAUCACAGCAACUGCACCUAAUCUACGCAAUCGAAGCGGAAACGUACAACAACUUGAAAAAGUUUUCCCGCGUCUACUUCGGACCGGAUACGCGCUCCCGCUCGAACACCCUCCGACGACAGAUCAGUGUCAUCACCGACGGAAGGCAAGAGUGUCGCGAGGAAGUCGUCUACAUCAAAGACAAUACACGUGACAUUCAAAAUCCGAUCCGAUUCCGGCUGAAUUACACCAUCGUGGACACUACACUGCCGGCGUCGGCCCUGGAAUCGCUGGAUCCCAUCCUGGACCAGACCCAAGCGGAUCGCACUUUCGAAGCUACCUUCCAGAAGGACUGCGGUCACGACGGUAUUUGCCAGUCGAAGAUCGACGUCAAGGCGAAGCUUUCGUUGGAACAGCAAACUGACAGUUCAUACGCUUUGGUGCUUGGUCGCGAUCGUGGCAUUCUGCUCAAUGUGAGUGUUUCCAACCAGGCGGAUUCAGCGUAUGAGACUCAUCUAUUCGUGAAACACGAUCCCAGCAUAUCAUACAGCGGAACAAAGAGUCUGUACACGUGUACCCAGUUCAAUGCCACGCUCGUGGACUGUUCCCUCGGUAAUCCAAUGCGAAGAAGCACGGAGGCGAAACUUUCGCUGCGAUUCGAUCCGCAGCUGGUGGACGAUCGAGUUUCGAAGCUGUCCUUCCAAGUGUUUGUCAACACAACGUCGGCACUGCUGGAAGGGACGAAGCAAAGCAUGACCCUGCCGGUGAACGUUAUCAAACGUGCCAAGAUCAGCAUUUCUGGUGCCGCCCAUCCUGAGCAAACAUUCUACGGAGGAGACGUUAAGGGCGAGAGCGUGAUGGAAACGGUGGAAGACAUCGGUACAGCUGUGCAGCAUAUCUAUCUCAUCUACAACGAUGGACCAUGGCGUGCUCCUCAAGUGCAAGUGAACAUCCAAUGGCCCCACCAAGUGGCUAACGAUAAGCCACAGGGAAAAUGGCUGCUCUACUUGACUGACAGGCCAUUUAUCGAAGCUACCAACGGAGGUGACUGUGUCGUCGAGCCUAAUGCGGCCAUCAAUCCACUCGGAUUGAAGAAGUCCUCUGUGCUGAGCGAUCUGAUGCAGAUGGAGCGUUACACGCAACGUUCGUACAAUAAAUCACUCACAUUCGCUUCCGAUAAGUCCGAGCGAGUGUCGUUUGCCAAGCAAACAGCAUUCGCAUCAUCAUCCGAUACGAGCACACUGAAUCGAGUUCGACGAGAUCGAUCGAUGAUCAUCCGGGCCGAACGAUUAACCGAUAAGGACGGCAAACAGACCGAUAUUGUGCACAUGGACUGCAAGCGAAACACUGCCAAAUGUAUUUCGAUAGUUUGCAACUUUUACAACGUACAACCAAAGGCUCAGGUACUUAUCAACGUGACUGCAAGGCUGUGGAAUUCGACGCUGGUGUCCGAUUAUCCUCGGGUAGAUCUAGUUAAAAUCGCAUCCACUGCUAGGAUAAAAGUUUUCGAGGUGCAGCAAGACCAUUCGGUUGAUUCUGUUACGCUCGAGACGUUGGCCUACCCGGAACUGCUUGACCAAGCAGGGGACGGAUCCAUCCCACUCUGGGUGUACAUAAUAGCUAUUGUAGGCGGACUGUUGGCAUUUGCCGUCCUGACCUACUGCCUGUGGAGGUGUGGCUUCUUCAAACGGCGAAGACCCGAUCCAACGUUAAGCGGGAACUUGGAGAAAAACAGCGAAAAUAAACCGUUUCUUUAGUUCCGUAAAACGUAGUUAGCAUUUUUGGAUUGAACGAUUACUUAAAACGUGAUAGAAACCAUCCAUUAGAUAUAGAAGCGUUUGGUGCUGUUACAGCAUCAACAUCAGUUGUAAUCAAACGGGGAUCUCCAAUGGGAGAAUUUAUUGAAUUUUAGAAAUCGCUUCAUUCGAACAAUAUUACACAUGGUUUAUUUAAUACAACUGAAUCACUACAUCAGAAUUUGCUGUUUUUUGACAGCUCUGUUUCAAAAAUCAUUCACAACAAUCUAAUUUCAUCCAUGUUCAUGUUCAACUACUUUUUACGAUGAUAAUAAUUGACUAUCGCAGAUAACGAUGUGAAGACUGAAAACUCAACCUCGAAUAUGACCAACGAAAGCAAACUAAUGAUUCGACAAGGGCAAUUGUAAAAUUUCACAAUUGAAAUUUAUGGAUUGACCUUUGUGCUGUGAUUCUCUGCAGUAUACCGCCCCGCUUAAUACCACAAAAUUAUCUACCGGGGUUUGGUGAUAAUUUGGUGCAGCAUAGUGAGUUUCAAAUAAGCUCAUUUUUCAUCGUCAGCACAAUUUCUGAUAACUUUUCGAGAUUAAAAUAUUUAGCUUUUCGUGUGCGAUUAUAAAAUCAAUUACGUACAACAGACCGAUCGAAUCAUUUGUGUUCAAUAAAGAUAAGUUUUCAGGAGUCGUUAAAAGAUGCACGCUUUACUAUUGACGGUCCUCAGAACCGCGAAGUUAAACCGCCACCAACGGAAGGGGUAUCAAACAAACUUUCAUUGUAUAUAAUACAUAAGUUCCUUUAAGAAAACUGUACUGUGCGGCAUAAAAGACUUGCUCUAGCCAAACAUAACAGUAAAAUUUAUUAACGACGCUUAACAAAUCUAAAUAGGUCAAAUUUAACAAUCAAAAAUUUAUAAAUAACAUUUACUGGAACACAUACUUACUUGCCUUUGAAAGUGCCAUUCUUUAUAGUGGAUUCUUAUAAGAAAAUUAGUUUGAGCUUUUAGUGGAAUGACUUUACUUGUCAUAAGACAUGAUCGUACUAUCCCAUUUAAUUCCAUAAUCCACUUUAUUGUAACUUCAACAGAUACGUAUUGCGUGCGACCUCAACAGUAAGGACGUCUUCAGUGUCUCGUUUCCCUUAUUGUUGAGGUUGAAAUACGUAUCUGUUAAAGUUACAAAAGAAGGGGUGGAAUUAAAUGGGAUAGUACGAACUCGUCUUAUGACAAGUUAGUUGAUUCCUAAUUAAAUGAGAUAAAAGUGGCAAUAGACAUAAUACCGAUUUCUCCGUAUUCUCUUAGGGCCGAUGCGUACAUAGUAUUUCCAGCGCCACGUUGACGUUAUGAGGGUAUCGGUCAUAAUUCCACCCAAUUUGUAAAAAAAAUCGAUUUUAUCAUGCUCAUCUGUUGUAUAUUCAUCGUCAUUCCAUGAUAGAUUCAGAUAGUUUAUAAACUUCAUUAAUGGUAUUACGGAAAACAAAAAAAAGGCAAAUCUGGUAAUGUACUUGCGAUGCGAAUCGAAAUUUACACCCAGGUUUUUACUUGGUUUGGUUUAAUAGCCUAUUAAGAUUACGCCAUUUAUAAUAUUAAUUAUCGAGUUAAAUAUUAGGAAGAAAAUUGAAUGUAUGGGGAUUGGCAUCAAGUUACACUUUAUCAUUAUAUUUAUUAUAAUAAAUGGCGUAAUCUGAAUAGGCUAUAAGUCGAUUGAGACCUUUAGCAUCAAUGAAACAAUGAGUUGACCUCACGAAAAAAUUCACAAAAAAAUUCAGAAAAUCCGGGUGAUGUGAAAAUUUAAAUUAUUCCAACCGUGUAAAAAAAAACCUGGGUGUAAUUGUUUCAAAAAUCUUCCAAGAAACUAGUUUAAUAUGUGAGUAAAACAAGUCAUAACAAAACUUCAUUGUAUUUACCAUUCUUUUUUCGGCCAAAAGAUAAGAAGUGCGAUUGGAACAUACGCGAUGAUAGAAAAUAAGGUGUACCAAUUUUGGCAAUUCUAGACCAAUAUUUGAAAAAGGCGUAACAGUCAAAAUGUAUUUAUUCCGGUUUCUCGUCUGCAUUCACAGCUAUAUACAUAGACAAAGAACAGGAAAGAAUACAUUUUGGCUGUUACUGCCUUUUCAAAUGUUGGUCUAGAUUUCUUCUUUUAAUUAACAGUUCAGGCUCGAUAGUUAAUGUGUUUAUUUCGUUAGUUAGUGUUUAUUUCGACCAGUAUGAAGGCAAGGUGAAUUUAACUAGUUUAUGUUAUUCUAGAGCGUAAAUCAAUAUUGUUUAGAUCUAGCGAUUAUCGUGACGUUUCUAUCCAUUAUUACAUUAUCCAUUAAGACAUUGUAAAAUUUCGAGAAGUAAAAGUAUAUUUACAAGAACAAGUA
This is a messenger RNA of Armigeres subalbatus, 6363 nucleotides long. RefSeq names its product integrin alpha-PS1 (gene mew). The record is from RefSeq and is a predicted model, not a curated record. The coding region runs from base 658 to 4005 and encodes 1115 amino acids. Gene Ontology annotation, molecular function: integrin binding. Gene Ontology annotation, biological process: cell adhesion mediated by integrin; integrin-mediated signaling pathway; cell-cell adhesion. The transcript is spliced from 15 exons. Gene Ontology annotation, cellular component: external side of plasma membrane; integrin complex. NCBI's taxonomy places the organism in Eukaryota, Metazoa, Arthropoda, Insecta, Diptera, Culicidae.